CUGCAGGCCUUCUGCUCUCUGCUGCAGAGAGAGGCUGCGUGACGUCAGCGAAGGCUGGAACGGUUCCUUGGUUGAAGCGGAAAAAAAAUGGGGAGAAGAUUGCGAGGACCUCAGGCAGGGGAACAAUGACAGAUGAAAUAAAAAGACCAGUUGAAUGUUGCCACUAUGUGUGCUCAUGUGACUGAUCUGGGCUCUUCCAUAGGACAUGGGAUCUCUCUUCCUCCUACCGACUUGCCGUUGUCACCCUGUUGCCAUGUUUUCACCAUGAGAGGAUCUGUCACAUGCUUGACCUCUGUGCCCUCAUACUGGCGCUACCGUUGUGCCGCAUGAGCGCUCCCUCUCCUCCGGCAGUUACUGCACGGAAUGGCCUCUCUGGACCUGCCAUACCGCUGUCCUCGCUGCGGGGAGCACAAGCGCUUCCGAAGCCUGUCGUCCUUACGUGCCCACCUGGAGUACAACCACACGUACGAGACCCUCUACGUUCUCUCCAAAUCCAACAGUGUAUGUGACGCUGCUGCUCUGCUGCCGCUAGUGGCUGAGGGAGCUAUCCUCGCACCUGCCAACAACAACGACCCAUUUGAGCCCCUGCGGCCGUCAGCUUUAAAGGAGCGGCACUUCCCUUGUCGGGAGCUUCCUUGUGCGGACGACUUGAGUUUGACCCCGGCUAACUCCAACACUGCUGCCCGGUAUAUUCCCAAUGUGGAGUUUCCCCUGGGGGAGAUUUUUAUGAAAAAAGCCAUGACAUCCGCAGACCCGGGUCCCCAUGGAAACCCCAGCACAGCUGUAGCAGUGGCAGCUAAUGUAGCGGCGAGUGCAGUAGAGGCGGCCUACGAAGAGGGCCUGGCCAGGCUGAAGGCUAGGGCGUUUGAACGGCUGGAGCUGGAUGAAAGGCUGGAGAAGCUGUCUGAAGAGGUGGAGCAGAAAAUAGCGGCCCGUGUCGGUCGUCUUCAGUCAGAGCUGGAGAGGAAGAGCUCGGAGCUGGAGCGGGCCAAGCUGGAGAGCGAACGGCUGAGCCAGGAGAAGCAAGACCUGGAGGACAAGGCCUCGGAGCUCUCUCGGCAGGUGGACGUCUCUGUGGAAAUGCUAGCCAACCUCAAACAGGAUCUAGUGAACAAGGAGCAGGAGCUCAAUCACAAACAACAGGAAGUCGCCCAGAUUGAUCAGUUCCUUCAGGAGACGGCGGCACGUGAAGCCAAUGCCAAGGUGCGGCUACAGCAGUUCAUCGAGGAGCUGCUGGACCGAGCAGACCGCGCGGAAAAACAGCUGCAGAUCAUCAGCAGCUGUGGCACCACGCCGAACGGCAGCCUGGGGCGCUGCAGCCUGCAGGCCUCCAAGGGCAAUGGACGCCAGAGAAACUCCAGCAACUCUGGGAGCACAAGAGGCAUGUACCAAGUGUCAGAACGACGUUCGUCCCCCAGCACAGGAGCAUCAGGGCGGAUCAAGUCUGUCUCACAGGGCUCUGGAGGUUACGACAGUGACAGCGUGGAGAUGCAUCCCAUGGAGGACUGUCCCGAGGCUCAGUUCUAUCAAAUGCAGUGCCGGCUGGGUGAGGGGGGUUAUGAGCGCUCCCCUGGGUGUGGCGGUGGUGGAUCGCGGAACUGGGGUCUUCGUAAACAGGCUAUCCAGAACUGGCAGCGGCGACCUUACAGGAACAGCACUGAAGGCGAGGAAGGAGACGUAUCAGACGUGGGCUCCAGGACCACCGAGUCUGAGGUGGAGAUGUGGGAACAAGAGAGGAGAGCUGUGGCGGAAGUCCAGCAGUCUGCCCCUCCAUAUUCUCACCACGGCAGGGCAGGAUAUCGCCCUAACACAGGUCGGUCUGAUGGAGUCUACAACAAGCCAUGCCGCCAUGAAAAGAGCCCGUCUAAAUCCAACGAGGUGAUCAGUCCAGAAAUCCUGAAGAUGCGUGCAGCUCUCUUCUGUAUCUUCACCUACCUGGAUACUAAAACCCUGCUGAGAGCCGCUGAGGUCUGCCGUGACUGGAAGUUUGUGGCUCGUCACCCAGCUGUAUGGACCAGAGUGCUGCUAGAGAACGCUCGCAUUUCCUCCAAGUUCCUGAGCACAUUGUCUCAGUGGUGCACUCAGACGCAUUCCCUCAUCCUGCAAAACCUCAAACCAAGACAGCGGGGCAAGAAGGAAACCAAGGAUGAGUACCUUAAAACCACACGUGGCUGUCUGGAGGAAGGUCUGGAGGCGUUGUUAAAGGCCACAGGAAGUAACCUGCUGAUACUGAAGAUUUCACACUGCCCCAACCUGCUGACCGAUCGCUCCCUCUGGCUGGCCAGCUGCUAUUGCCGAGCUCUGCAGGCUGUGACCUACAGAAGUGCCACAGAUCCAGUUGGCCAGGAGGUGAUCUGGGCCCUCGGAGCAGGUUGUAGAGACAUCAUCUCCCUACAGGUGGCGCCGCUACACCCAUGCCAACAACCUGCCCGUUUCAGUAACCGAUGCCUGCAGACGAUCGGAAGAUGUUGGCCGCACCUCCGUGCUCUUGGUGUGGGCGGGGCUGGAUGUGGCAUUCAGGGGCUGGCCUCUCUCUCGAGGAACUGCAUGCGCCUGCAGGUGCUGGAGUUGGAUCAUGUGAGUGAGAUCAACCAGGAGGUGGCAGCAGAGGUUUGCAGAGAGGGCUUGAAAGGUCUGGAGAUGCUGGUGCUCACCUCCACACCAGUCACCCCCAAAGCCCUGCUCCACUUCAACAGUGUUUGCCGCAACCUGAAGUCUGUCGUGGUUCAGAUUGGUAUAGAAGACUACUUUGAGGACCCCAACAGCCCUGAAGCUAGAAAACUGUUUGAUGAGAUGGUUAACAAGCUUCAGGCUCUGAAGAAGAGACCCGGCUUCUCCAAAAUCCUACACGUAAAAGCAGACAGUCUCUGCUAACAUCUUUUGUGCAGAUUUUUCAAGUCUUGUAGAGGGGCCAUCUUGGCUCCAGUCAAUCAAAAAGACCCAGCUGUUUUGAGCCUGCUCCACUGGGUUUGAAUACGUCUGCAGAAACAACAGAUGAUCGCCACGGUGAACCAGGACCAAGGCUCAAUGUGCAUACUCCACAAGUACAAACAUCAAACAGAAAAAAAACUCAUUCACUAUUCCAGUAAGGGGAAAUCAAUAUCGCCUUCGUGUUUCAUUAUGAUUGAAAAUGGUCGGGAGGCUUGUUUGGACAAACAAUGGCAGUAUAUAUAUACAUAUAUACCGGUAUAUAUACAUAUAACAAGAAAGGCCUGUUUUAAAGCUUACAAACUCAAAUAAGACAACAAAACUGUCAGAUUCCUCUUCCUCGUUUUCUGCUUUCACCGUACAAAUGGAUUGUGUCGUCGUACAGAGCCAAAUUCCUUUCUUGAAACGCCUGGAGCCAGGUGACAGCACUGUAUUUAACUGUCUGCAUCUCCACAAUGCUUGACAUAUACUCAAGACUACCUUCAACACCAACAGCUCGUGGGCAGGAACACAUUAUAAAGAGUGCAUACUUUCCACAGGAAGUACAUGGAAUUGUGGCAGGAGUAAGAAAGUACAGAUAAAUUGAUUUCUCCAAGCGAUCUUGAGUUCUUAAGAGUCUCGAGAAAGGAGCUUUAUGUUUGUGUGUGUGUGUGUGUGUGUGUGUGUGUGUGUGUGUCGAGGAUUCAAUAAAUGGUUUAACAGCUUAUCUGCCCCGCACUGCACUGUGUGUUGAAACUGUACAACUUUCAACACGUUCUGCUUUCACCCAGGACAGAAACAUGCUGCACCAGCUCCAGGCACAGUGGAGAAGCAAGGACAGCCUCGCUGUAACACACAGACCUUGACAUUCUUCUUAGCCAAUUGCAUGGCAGCGAUGCAUUUACCCUCUUCUACCAUCUUCUCUGCUUCCCGUAUGUGAACAGCGUCAUAUCACAAACCUGGACUCAGUGUUUCUUUGAUAGUUGUAUUUCUCUCAAAAACUGGUGCCAUUUGUAACAGUGUGUGUCCUCAUUCCAGUGAGCGUUUUCUCCAAUGUGCCAUUAAUGAGGGAAGAGGGACCAUGUACAGUAAGGCAGAUGUUUAACCUCUUCAAUCAAAUGUAACUUGUUGGAAUUUGAUUUGAGUCUAAGCAGCUCUUACUGACCAUAAGGGUGUUGUGUUUCAUAUGGAACAUGGUUUCCAGGUGUAUACAGGUGUUUAGGUGUUUAUAUAUGAUGUGACUUUCAUACUUUACCAUACUAAUAACAGUGCCAUUCCUAUUAAUAGUGCUCAUCAUGGCCGAGGCCCUUAUCAAUCCUGAUUUAUAUUUUUUAUCUGACAUCCUCUGGCUCCCUCUGCUGGUUUUACACAAGGAUUUACACAGCCAACAGCCAGCUGGUGUGAUAUGUACUCUUUGCAGCAAGGAACAUGUAUCACCAUUACUAUUUUGCAGAACUCACAGUCCUUAGUAUCACCUUCAAAUUAGGGAUUUGAUUUGAUUCAAUCCAUGGCUACAAUUAAGUUAAGCCUACAUUGCAGAAAUUCUCAAGAAGUAUGGGUAGCAAUACUUACAGUCGUGUACACUCCUCUGCUGCAGAUAACUUAAAGGGAGUGUUCCAACUAUUUUACACAUCAAGAUUAGUUUAUUAUUCACAAGGAGUACUACUCAGUCUGUAAAAAACAGUUGUAUAAUGUCUUCGAGCUCUGGAGGAGUCAAGUCUGAGAAAAUAACCCUCAUAACGCUUAUCUCGGCUUGGAAACUACAAAUUUAUAGCACAGAAAGCUGCAUUACAAGCUGGGUGGGGGGGGCAUGAAGGUUGAAAAAUGUAAAAAGAUGCGUUUACAAGGCAUAGAGGGUCCAAAGAAAAGACUAUUUAUGGGAAUUUUUGGAGCUCGACUAGGGACCAAAAGUCAGGAUUUUUCUGACUUUGCUGCAUUGUUUUAUUUUCUCUUCCGAGUCCACAAACAUUAUAAAAGUGCAAUACUAAAUCACUGGAGCUCCUAUUAGCCACCUAAUAUCACUUCACUUUAAAGAAAUUGUGCACACAGUUUUGAAACAGGUUGUAAAAUGAUUUACACAUCUGGUGGAACAUCACGUCUCUUUCCUUGCGACACGUUUACCGCAGGUUGCUUAACAAAUUUUUCAUUUAACCUUGCACACCACAUUUGUCUUUACAACACACGUUUGUGAGCGGAGUGUGCAACAGAGCACAGUGACAGUUUCCAGGAAGGCUGAGCAGGCGCCUGUCCCAGGGGGCUCUUAAAAAUUCAAAAAGUCACUGACGAGGAGAGCUGUGAGCUGAUGUUUUUGGGGGUUCUCUGCUUUAUUGUCAAAAAAUGUUUGUGAGGACUAGUGUAGCUGCCUAUUGUAGUAAUGAUGUUCCAGGUGAAUGUGUGAGAACGGUUGUCGGUGUCCAUUCCUUCGUGUUCUUCCAGUACUGCAUAUUAUUAUCCUACACUGGUACUGAUUCGGUCGAGGGAAGUCGGUUUGUGGGAAAGGUGUAAAAACUUGGCUGACACAAUAGAGAAAACACAAAGCACUUGUUUAUUUUAAGUUUUAGACAAUCCUGCCUUCGCUAUCAGCUACUCUGUACAUAAUGUUUGUAAAAAAAAAAAAAAACAAGAAGAAAAAAAGGACCAACAUUUGAUGUUAUAUAAUAUUAAGGUCAUACUUAUGAGUGGAAAAAGUUGAAGUUUACAGGUCUUCAUUCUGUAAGCUUUUUUCCCCAAAGUUGAAUGAAAGAUAAACAUAGAGAAUUAUAUUAUGUAUACUAGUAGUGUUGAAAUGCAGUUGUGUAUUAGAUACUUUAUAUUAAAUGUGCAUCAGAGUCAUAUAGAGAUGGAAAUUAUAUAAGAGGAUAAAGAUGAUAAUUCAGCUAUUUAUUUCUAUAAAAAAGAGCGAUGUGUAUAAUGUUGGCAUGUUUGUGUUCAAGCAUCAAUCAUUAAGUUGCCUUCUUAACUGUUCUGCUACUGUGAAAAGAAAAUUAUUAGAUGUUUAAAGAGCUUUGAUUGCCUGCAGGUUAAUAACGUUUCUCUUUAUUUGAUCCAGUCUGUUGUUGCACUAGUGAGAAAAAAAAAAGAUAUUUCAGAUGUUUAUUAUAAGAGUGUUGUUUUUAAUGUUCAGCUAUUUCUCAGUAUUUGACAAAAUAUGAUGCACUUUUUUUCCUGAACACUUUUAUCGGCCCGUCGGUCAUUGGUUUAGUCAGAAACGACGCUGGUUUCUGUCAGCGGGAUGCCUGGCGGCGCCUGCUGUUGUGGUAUGAAAUCGAUCGGUUUCAUGGGAGGAAGAUUUUGGAAAUACAGCGAUUACAUAUAAACUUGACUGAACAGAAAUACAGUUUCUCUUACACCAUCUCUCAUAUCUCAUCAUUUGGGAAGUUAAAGAUUGAAACUGAUUCAACUACAUUCAAGUGCUUUUUCGGUUUCAUUGCCAAUAUGACCUUAUGCUCACCUUUGUAUUUGUUACAGCUGUUUUGCAUUAUACUGUAGAUUUCACACUCAUACAUUUGCUCCAUCGUGAAAAUGGACCUGCUAAACAUGUAAACUGCAGAUUAGAGGUGCCAAGAAUAAUUUUUGGCUUACAUCUCCAUUCUCUGCCUCUCCAAAUAUAAAGCAGAAUCAUUUCUAAUCUAUUUAUUUUGAUUCAGAAACGGAAGCAUCACUUAUAAACCAAGGUGCUUCCUCAUGUUUAUUUCAUCAUUUAAUAAUUCAAAUCAAGUCGUAUUCCUCUUCUGUUGCAGUUCCAUAUCAUGUAUCAUACUGUGCAAUUUAAAAAACAGUGUCUGAGUGCUCAUGUACCUCUCUGUACAUAUCUUAUGUAUGAAUGAUUGUACUCUGCCCAUUCAUCUGAAUAGUAUUUUACACAUUACCUCAACACUUAUCUGGGCAAUUAAGUGUACAGUUUGUCUUUGUAAUCUUUUUUCAUUUCUGACUGUCAUAGACAGGUAUGCCAAUUGACCCAUGAACUUCAUCCAUGUUGCUAUAACGACAAAAUAGAUUCUGUCGCUAAAAAAAUAAAACGUUCCCAAAAGAUAAUCAGCCUUCUGCAAUGACUGCAAUAGAUGGAAAUGUUUUACUACUCAUUUUCACUAAUUUGUUGUCAUCAAUAAAAAAUGCUUUAAAUUGUA
Perca fluviatilis (European perch) is the source of this 7034-nucleotide messenger RNA. RefSeq names its product F-box protein 41 (gene fbxo41). The record is from RefSeq and is a predicted model, not a curated record. Bases 364 to 2874 code for a protein of 836 amino acids. Gene Ontology annotation, molecular function: protein binding. The transcript has 14 exons. NCBI's taxonomy places the organism in Eukaryota, Metazoa, Chordata, Actinopteri, Perciformes, Percidae.